This is a messenger RNA of Ochlerotatus camptorhynchus, 608 nucleotides long. Its product is annotated as spidroin-1-like. The record is from RefSeq and is a predicted model, not a curated record. Lineage: Eukaryota; Metazoa; Arthropoda; Insecta; Diptera; Culicidae. The coding region runs from base 95 to 445 and encodes 116 amino acids. The transcript has a single exon.
CCGGUGCAUCAGAGUCAAUUGCAGUCUUCAUUUAGUUCAAUCCACCUUCCAAGCUUCUAGCAAGUGAUAGUAAUCUUACAUUAAAAGUACAAAAAUGAAUUCGUUCGCUGUGUUUGUCCUGAUUGCCUGCGUUAUCGCUACCGUUAGCUGUGCCCCACAGCUUGGAAUGGGUGCCUCCGGAGCAGGAGCACAGGCUGCCUCCCAAGGAAUGGGAAUGGGAGGAGGAUUUUACCCCCAUGGCAUGGGAAUGUCGGGAUCGGCUGCCCAUGCCAACGCACAUUCGCAGUCAAUGGGCCACGGAGGACCCCAUGGAGGCAUGGGAAUGAGUGCUUCAGCUGCUAACGCUGGUGCGCAGAGCUUCGGCCAGGGAUCCCCUUUCGGUGGAUUCGGUGGAUCGAUGGCCAACGCUGGUGCCCAAAGCAUGGGACAAGGUAUCGGUGGAUAGGCUUGCGGUGUGGAGUAACAACGGUUAUUAGCUUAAUUCGACUGGUAUUUUAAGGUGUGUGUUUCUGUGUUAACACUGCUGAUGGCAUCAGUGGGGAAACAACUCGUGCCUGUUAAUGUAACACGUGGAUAAUAUACGAUAUUUAUUAUUUAUACAACUAAAU